GGUUAGUCUUGUAUUUUUCACAAAAACUCUAUGUGGAUAAAAUAUCCAUUGAAAUCUAGUAGCAGGCUUUGCUAGAAAUUGAGAGUAUUGAUUUACUGGUUUACAGGUUGCUAUUGGUUUUGUGGUUGCUCUGAACUAUCAGAACCCAUUCUUGAACCCAUAUGAAGAAUUCCAGAAAUUUAAACAUCAUCCUGCCAUCCGCAAUCUUCUUGAGAGAGGGACUGUCCUUCAAUAUGGUGCUCGGACUUUGAAUGAAGGCGGUUAUCAGUCUAUCCCAUAUCCAGUUUUCCCUGGUGGAGCAAUUAUUGGAUGUUCUGCUGGCUUCUUAAAUGUACCAAAAAUAAAGGGAACACAUACUGCUAUGAAAUCAGGGAUGGUAGCAGCAGAAACUGCAUUUGGCGUGCUCCAUGAAGGUUUCUCAAUGGAAGCCUAUUGGGAAAAAUUAAUAAAUUCAUGGAUAUGGAGAGAACUCCAUGCUGCAAGGAAUUUCCGCCCUGCAUUUGAAUAUGGGCUCAUUCCAGGAUUGGUUUUGAGUGCUUUAGAACACUAUGUAAUGAAAGGAAGAUCUCCCUGGACUCUGAAGCAUGGAAAACCUGAUCAUGAGGCGACAAAGGAAGCGCGGUUAUGCCCACGAAUUGAAUACCCAAAGCCUGAUGGGGUUCUGUCAUUUGACGUACCAACAUCUCUAUACAGGAGCAAUACAAAUCAUGAUCAUGACCAACCCGCUCAUCUUCGGCUGAGAGACCCUCAAAUUCCUGAACUUGUGAAUCUGCCUAUCUAUGAUGGCCCUGAGUCGAGAUAUUGCCCUGCCCAUGUUUAUGAGUACAUGCCCGAUGAAAAGGGUCAGCUGAAGCUGCAAAUCAAUGCCCAAAAUUGCCUGCACUGCAAGGCUUGUGAUAUUAAGGACCCAAAACAGAACAUCCAAUGGACGGUGCCAGAAGGUGGCGGUGGCCCAGGUUACUCAAUCAUGUAGGUGAUUGUUGAAGAUUGACGUCAAUAAUGUUGUAGUUACUCGAAUGUCAUGCAAAAAGAGAUGCCUCAUUCAGCACUUAAAAACUUUAUAUACUUUGUUAACUCUUUAUUGUUCAUGUGCAAUGUGAAUUUUGAAAGGGAGAUGAAAAGAAGAAAAAAUAAAAGAUAAAGUUCUGCAA
Messenger RNA from Coffea eugenioides, 1151 nucleotides. RefSeq names its product electron transfer flavoprotein-ubiquinone oxidoreductase, mitochondrial-like. Lineage: Eukaryota; Viridiplantae; Streptophyta; Magnoliopsida; Gentianales; Rubiaceae. Gene Ontology annotation, biological process: electron transport chain. Bases 362 to 973 code for a protein of 203 amino acids. The transcript is spliced from 10 exons. Gene Ontology annotation, cellular component: mitochondrial inner membrane. Gene Ontology annotation, molecular function: electron-transferring-flavoprotein dehydrogenase activity; iron-sulfur cluster binding. The record is from RefSeq and is a predicted model, not a curated record.